AUGCCCUGGGUCGUGGAGACGCGGCGGGAGCUCCACCGCAUGCCCGAGCUGCUCUUCGACGAGCACAUGACGAGCGGCAAGAUCGCGAGCGUGCUCGCGAGCCUCGGCGUCAACUUCACGACGGGCUGGGCCGUGAACACGAAGCGCGAGGAGCUCGCGGCCAAGGGCUUCGCGUCCGGCGCGGGCGGCACGGGCAUCGUCGCGGAGAUCGGCUCCGGCGGCGAGCCCUGCGUGCUCCUGCGGUCCGACAUCGACGCGCUGCCGAUCCACGAGACGGCGCCCGUGCCCUGGAGGAGCGAGAUCGACGGCCGCAUGCACGCGUGCGGCCACGACGGCCACGCGGCCAUGCUGCUGGGCGCCGCGGCCGUGCUCAAGCGCCGCGAGGCGGACAUCGUCGGCACCGUGCGCCUCGUCUUCCAGCCCGCGGAGGAGGGCGGCGCGGGCGGCAAGCGCAUGGUCGAGGAGGGCGCCUUAAAGCAGUUCCCGCCGGUGCGGGCGGCCUUCGGCUUCCACCAGUGGCCCUUCCUGCCCCUGGGCGUCAUCGGCGGGCGGCCGGGGCCCAUGCUCGCGGCGACGGAGCUCUUCGACGUCCUCGUCUCCGGCGUCGGCGGCCACGCGGCCAUGCGCGUCGGCCCGCUCGGCCGCCCCCCACGCCGCAGGCCGCACCGCGUCGUCGACCCCAUCGUCGCCGCGGCGCACGUCGUCACGGCGCUCCAGUCCAUCGCGAGCCGCGAGACGGACCCGCUGUCGUCGGCCGUCGUGUCCGUCACCAUGUUCCACGCCGGCGACGCGUACAACGUCAUCCCCGCGGGCGCGCGCGUCGGCGGCACGAUCCGGUCGCUCUCCUUCGACGGGCUCCGGCGCGUCAAGGACCGCGUCGACGCCGUGGUCCUCGCGACGGCGGCGGCGCACCGCUGCAACGCGUCCGUGUCCUGGUCCCCCGACGCGUACCCGGCGACGGUCAACGACCCGGAGCUGUGGGAGUGGUCCGCGAGGGUCGCCGCGGCCGCGUCCGUCGAGGGCGAGGUGCGGACCAUCGACCCGACGAUGGGCGGCGAGGACUUCUCCUUCAUCGCCGACGAGGUCCCGUCGACGUUCCUCGCGCUCGGCCAGGGCGCGACGGACUUCGAGACGACGGACGACGACGGCGCGCCCGUCGGGCCCUUCGACACGACCGUGACCGUCCACAACGGCAGGUUCGUCCUCCACGAGGACCUGCUGCGCCGCGGCGUCGCGCUCCACGCGCACCUCGCGCUCAACUACCUCGCGGACCAGAAGUAA
Molecule: messenger RNA, 1281 nt
Organism: Aureococcus anophagefferens
Lineage: Eukaryota; Pelagophyceae; Pelagomonadales; Pelagomonadaceae
Exons: 3
Coding region: 1-1281 (426 amino acids)
Molecular function (GO): hydrolase activity
Source: RefSeq, a predicted model, not a curated record